Rana temporaria (common frog) is the source of this 1383-nucleotide messenger RNA. RefSeq names its product family with sequence similarity 98 member B (gene TSLIG3B). Gene Ontology annotation, cellular component: tRNA-splicing ligase complex. NCBI's taxonomy places the organism in Eukaryota, Metazoa, Chordata, Amphibia, Anura, Ranidae. The transcript is spliced from 8 exons. The record is from RefSeq and is a predicted model, not a curated record. Bases 129 to 1247 code for a protein of 372 amino acids.
ACAGCCGGAACCUUUAUCUCGGAGGCGGCGCUGCAGCCCGGACCUGUAUUGUUGCUGGACCGGAAGUUGAUGAAUGUCUUGAAUGCAGACUGAGCUGGUGCGGUGAUUGGAGGAGAUUUGCUGGCGGGAUGGAGGCCGAUUUGUUGGACACGCUGGAGUCUCUGGGGUACCAGGGGCCCCUAUUGGAUGAGACCACUCUAGGUCCAGCUUUAGAGAGUGGGCUGUCAUCUCCUGAAUACUGCCAGCUCUUGUGUUGGCUCAGCUCUCAGAUACAGUCAUUAGGCAACUUAGAAGAAAGUGUCAGCUCUGAAGGUGGAGACCUGGAGAGUAUUCAGCUGGAAAUAAGUGGAUUCUUAAAGGAACUCUCUUGCCCAUAUACUUCUCUGGUGUCUGGAGAUAUCGCAAGCAGACUCCAAAACAAGGAGGAUUGUCUGAAAUUGCUGUUAUUCUUAGGUUCAGAACUUCAGGCUGUACAGAUCCUACAGACGAAGUCGUUGACUUGCUCAGGUCCAAGUGAUGCUGUGAAUAAAGAAAUAAAAACUAUUUUUGAAGUUCUCCGGUUGCCUUUGCCAUCCACUUCAGAUAUUAUUGGCCAGUUAAAAAGUGUGCAAGAAAAGGUUACAGAGUUAUUACCCAAAGUUCAGUCAAAUGGCAUUAACAAGACGCUCCUCUGUGUGGAACUGAAUGCAGAACUGCUGGAACGCCUGGAGAAGAUAAAUGAAGCUCUCUGUAAAGAGUAUGAGUGUCGGCGACGAAUGUUAAUAAAACGUCUCGAUGUUACGGUUCAGUCAUUUGGCUGGUCAGAGAGGGCCAAGGAAAAAACAGAUGAGAUUGCUCGUGCUUAUCAGCCAGUGCGAUACUCGCUAUGCUCAAAAUCGAGCAUUACCAUAUCACACCUCUUGGCUGCUAGGGAGGAUCUCUCCAGAAUAGUGCGCACUAGCAGUGGUUUAUCAAGGGAGAAGACUGUGUGUCCUGUGAACAAGGUUCUAAUGGGAAGGGUGCCUGAUCGAGGAGGAAGACCCUCAGAGAUUGAGCGCCCACCUCCAGAAAUGCCACCCUGGCAGAAAAGACAGGAUGAUGGAGGAAGGGGAGGUUGGAGGGGGGGAGGACGAGGAGGAUGGCGAGGUGGUGGUGGUGGAGGAUUUGGAAGAGGAGGUUAUAAUGCAGGUCGAGGAGGUGGCAGAGGAUACCAGGGCAGGGGAGGAUACAGUGAUUAUGGAGGAAGGGGAAAUCAUAAGAGGUUCUGAAUGCACAGCUGUCUAGACUGUUUUGCCAAAAGUUUACAUUUCAUGAAUUGAUUCUGGAUCUGUAAAGGUAUUUCUUAAUGGCCUAUUUGGUACAGACAGUAUUCCUUCUCAAUAAACCAGAAAUUCGUUUUUUUUA